Molecule: messenger RNA, 2029 nt
Organism: Alnus glutinosa
Lineage: Eukaryota; Viridiplantae; Streptophyta; Magnoliopsida; Fagales; Betulaceae
Product: cysteine-rich receptor-like protein kinase 10
Exons: 7
Coding region: 75-2003 (642 amino acids)
Biological process (GO): protein phosphorylation
Molecular function (GO): protein kinase activity; ATP binding
Source: RefSeq, a predicted model, not a curated record
CAGGAUUAUUCAUCUACUUAAACCUCCCAAAGGAAGAGCGACACUGCAAGAGGAAUAUUGUUCAUCAAAAUUAAAUGGCCACGCCUUCCUUCCAUGUCUCCAUGACCCUUGUAAUCCUUACCUUGCUCAGCCUGAACAAAGAAGUUAGCACUACAACUUACCAGAUUGCUUAUUCCUGUUCAAACACACUUACUUUCACUCCCAACAGCACCUACCAGUCCAAUCUCUAUCAACUCCUCUCUUUCCUUUCCACCAACGCCACACGUGAAGACGGUUUCUACAACACCACCGUUGGCCAAAACGCUUCGAACCUUGUCUAUGGCCUCUUCCUAUGCCGUGGCGACCUCACCACCCAAAACUGCCAAGAGUGUGUGGCCACUGCAACCCAAGAUGUGAUUAAUCAGUGUCCGAUAGAAAAGGAGGCCGUGAUCUGGUACGAAGAGUGCAUGAUACGUUACUCAGACCAAUCUUUCUUCUCCACCUUGAACACAAUGCUUAAAAUUUACGUUCCUAGUCGGAAAAAUAUUUCUGAUCCAGAUCAGUUUUACAAAUUAUUGAUGUUGACAAUGAAUGAGUCGGUAAGCCAGGUUGCGAAUGCCAGCACUGGUGCGAAAAAGUUUGCAACUAAAGAAGCUAAUUUUAUGGGGUCUCAAAUACUCUACACCCUUGAGCAGUGCACGCCAGACAUAUCCAAUUCUGAUUGCAUUAUAUGUAUACGGGAUGCGAUAUCAGUACUGCCGAUAUGUUGUAGUGGACUCCAAGGGGCAAGAGUUCUACUUCCUAGCUGUAGAAUCAGGUAUGAAAUUUACCCGUUUUACCGAAUGCUCAAUGCAAGGACAUCACCGCCUAUGCCAGCAAUUAUUCCUCCUCCUCCUCCAGGGAAAAGAUCAAUCUUAUUGCUCACAAUUAUUCCUAUUGUUGCUCUGAUUUCUGUCUCUGCGGUGCUCUUCAUUAUGAUCUACUACUUCCUUUGUAGGAGAGCCAGAAAAGAGUACAAUGCUAUACAUAAAGAAAAUGGGUCCUUGCAAUUUGAUUUCGCUACAGUUGAAGCUGCCACUGCCAAGUUCUCAGAUGAUAACAAGCUAGGUGCCGGUGGAUUUGGUGAGGUUUACAAGGGUACACUCCCUAAUAAACAAGAAGUAGCUGUGAAAAGGCUAUCAAAAAGGUCUGGACAAGGUGAAGGAGAAUUUAAAAAUGAGAUUGAAUUGGUUGCCAAGCUUCAUCACAAAAAUCUUGUAAGACUAUUGGGAUUUUGCUUGGAAGGAGAAGAAAAGAUACUUAUUUACGAAUUUGUGCCCAACAAAAGCCUUGACUACUUUCUAUAUGACCCUCAAAGACAAGGACAACUAGAUUGGUCAAAACGUUACAAAAUUAUUAAAGGGAUUGCUCGAGGAAUUCUUUAUCUUCAUGAGGAUUCUCGACUAAGAAUUAUACAUCGUGAUCUUAAAUCCAGCAAUGUUUUGUUAGAUGGGGAUAUGAAUCCAAAAAUAUCAGAUUUUGGCUUGGCGAAGCUUUUUGAAACUGAUCAAACUCGUGGACAUACUCGUAGGAUUGCCGGCACACUUGGUUAUAUGCCUCCAGAAUAUGCCAUACGCGGACAAUUCUCUGUAAAGUCUGAUGUGUAUAGUUUUGGUGUCUUAAUUCUAGAGAUUUUAAGUGGCAACAAGAUUAAUUCUUUCUAUCAAUCAGAUGGUGGUAGAAACCUUUUAAGCUAUGCUUGGAAGCAUUGGAGUGAUGGAACGCCCUUAGAAUUGUUGGAUCUAACUUUGAGAGAUUCUUAUUCGGCAAAAGAAUUCAUGAAAUGCCUCCAAAUUGGCUUACUAUGUGUUCAGGAGGAUCCAGCUAGGAGGCCAACAAUAGCAUCCAUAGUUCUUAUGCUAAACAAAUCACGUUCGGUUAUUUUUCCAUCACUUCAACAACCAGCAUAUUGUAGUGGAACACAUCAAAACAUGCCUUUAGAGUCUGUUAAUGAAACACCGAUGACUGAUGUAUCCCCCCGAUAGUGUGAGAAGUAAGGACUUCACUAGAA